Messenger RNA from Monodelphis domestica (gray short-tailed opossum), 2281 nucleotides. Lineage: Eukaryota; Metazoa; Chordata; Mammalia; Didelphimorphia; Didelphidae. The record is from RefSeq and is a predicted model, not a curated record.
UGUAGGCAGGUAUUGGGGGGUGGGGGUGGGGAAGGGACAGGGAAGUGCUUUGCUGGCCUCAAGACCACCACAUUAGAGGGGUUCUGGUGGGAGGCACCAGGUAACUCCAGAAAGCUCACAGUGAUAGAACAUCAAGAAACCAUCAACUUCCCUCACCCGUCCCGACAAUGUUUGCAUUGAACCGGAAGAGACUGCAGAAGCUUACGAACACCUUGAGUAAAACCAACAAGCAUUUUAACAGACAUGAAAUAGAGUGCCUCAUAAGAUUUUUUUAUACCUUGUUGGGAGAUGCAGCUGAGAAACCAGAUUGCAUAGGACUAGAUCGUAAUACAUUUCGAAACAUCCUGCAUACUACAUUUGGAAUGACUGAUGACAUGAUCAUGGACAGGGUAUUUCGAGCUUUUGACAGAGACAAUGAUGGCCAUGUGAGUGUAACAGAGUGGGUUACAGGAUUAUGCGUGUUUCUUCGAGGGAAUUUAGAAGAAAAAAUGAAAUAUUGUUUUGAAGCUUACGAUUUGAAUGGUGAUGGUUUCAUUUCACGAGAAGAAAUGUUUCAUAUGCUGAAAAACAGCCUUCUCAAGCAGCCAAGUGAAGAAGAUCCUGAUGAAGGAAUUAAAGAUUUAGUUGAUAUAACACUUAAGAAAAUGGAUUAUGACCAUGAUGGAAAGCUAUCCUUUGCAGAUUAUGAACAAGCUGUAAGAGAUGAAGGUCUUUUGUUGGAAGCAUUUGGUCCAUGUUUACCUGACCCAAAGGAGGAAUUCACUAAUGGGAGAAGAGAGUCACAAGGACAGAGGGAGAAGGCCACUGAAGUUCAGUGGCAAAGUCCACAAAUGAUACACAAGUAGCAUUAUCCUACAGAUAAAUGGAAAUGUGAGUCUGGUAGUUCUUUCUCUGGAUGUGGGGGCUUGUAGUCUUUUACAAAAAAAGAAGAAACCAGAGGGGAAGAAGCAGCUUCUUGAGAAAUUCACAAAGGAGUAGUCAAACUAUCAAUUAUAGGCAGGGGGGUUGGAGUGAAGGAGGAGUCGGUACUUCUGUGUCUCUGCUUGAAUCAGGAUAUAAAGCAGAAUACAAUAUCUUCCUCUUCUGAUGCACAAGGAUGCCUCGCAUUUUUAAGCUGAAUUUGAAGCUUUCAGUACUGAGUUUUUACAAUAAUACCAACUGGAUUAGACCUUGCCACUGUUGGUGUUCUGCAGAAGAGGGCAUUCUUCUUUUCAAUUGGCCUUUUAUGUUAUCCUCAGUCCAUCCUGCUCUCAGUAUGAUUGAAUGUUUGCCACCUUCUGCUCAGGAGUAAAGAAUGUAAUAAUUAAUUUUCAAUUACUCUUUUGUUCAUCACUACAUAUACCUGAGACAGAAACCAAAAAGAGACAAGGAAUUCAGCCUACUUUCAAGCUUUCCUGAUUCCAACACAUUAUACUCUUCAUUGCACCAACUAACUGCUUUGUUUUUAAUCCAAGGAUAUCUAGAGUCAUAACUUGUAAUAAUAUUGAUCAAUGUUCUUAAGUCUGUCAAAGUUACUUUUCUGUACAAUGUUACUUUAUGAAUGGUUUUCUUGGUUCUGAUCAUUUCAUUCUAUAUUAGUUCAUAUAAGUCCUUUAUGGUCUCUCUAAUUCCAUCUCUUUCCUCAUUUCUUUCUUACAGCACAAGUAGUAAUCCAUUACAUUUAUAAACCAUAAUUUGAUCUGUCAAUUGUCAGAGACUUCCUUAGUUAAAAUUUCUUACCUAUAUUAAAAAUAGUUGCUAUAAAUACAUUUGUACAUAUGGGGCCUUUUUCUCUUUGCUGUAUACAUCUAGUACUGAUAUCACUGAGUAAAAGGCAGUUUAUUGAUUUGGGGGGCAUUGUUCCAAUUUGCUCUCCAGAAUAGUUGGACCAGUUUCUGGUUCCACUAUUGGCAUGCCUGUCUUCCUGCAGCCCUUCCAAUGAUUGUCAUUAUCCAUUUCUGUCAUCACCCUUUGCAGACUGUUCUGAAAAUCUCCUAGACCUAAAAAGAAAAGGCAGUUGGACUGUAUAAAUAAUCAAGGCUACCACUUAUUUAUCAAUUUAUAAUCUAUAAGUAACAUGUAAAAUAUAUCUCAUAUCCUCCAUGAUUAAAUGCAUGUUUGCAUAUGUAUGUAUGUAUGUAUAUAUAUAUAUAUAUAUAUGUAUCUCAUUUGAUUCAGCACCUCUUUUUUUGAGGACUUGCCAGCAUUCCUUUUUAUUUAUUUUUUGUUAUACUGUAGGCUUAUUUAUUUUUAUUAUACAUAAUUUGGAAAUAUUGUAUUUUAAUUUAAUUUGGUGUACUCC